Dromiciops gliroides (monito del monte) is the source of this 1302-nucleotide messenger RNA. Its product is annotated as serpin H1-like. Gene Ontology annotation, biological process: negative regulation of endopeptidase activity; collagen fibril organization. Gene Ontology annotation, cellular component: endoplasmic reticulum. Gene Ontology annotation, molecular function: serine-type endopeptidase inhibitor activity. The record is from RefSeq and is a predicted model, not a curated record. NCBI's taxonomy places the organism in Eukaryota, Metazoa, Chordata, Mammalia, Microbiotheria, Microbiotheriidae.
AUGUGGCCAACACAGGUCAUUAGCACGCUCUGCCUCCUGGCAGUGGCCAGGGCAGCUGAGGUCAAGAAGCCAGCCACGGGCAAGGCAGGGGAGGUGAAGUUCAGCGAGAAGGCGACCACCUUGGCCAAGCAGAGCACCAACCUGGCCUUCAACCUCUACCACACCAUGGUCCAGGACAAGGGGGUGGAAAUGAUCUUGCUGUCCCCUGUGGUCGUGGCUUUGUCCCUGGGACUGGUGUCCCUUGGCGGGAAGGCGACCAUGGCUUCUCAGGCCAGGGCAGUGCUUAGUGCUGACAAGCUCCACAAUGAUGAUGUGCACACAGGCCUGGAAGAGCUGCUCGCCUCUAUCAGCAACUCCACGGCCUUCAAUGUGACAUGCAACCACCUCUAUGGGCCCAGCUUGGUCAGCUUUGUGGAUGACUUUGUCCAGAGCAGCAAGAAACACUACAAUUACAAGCACUCCAAGAUCAACUUCUGGGACAAGCGAAGUGCCCUGCAGGCCAUCAAUGAGUGGGCCUCCCAGACCACGGAUGGCAAGCUGCCCGAGGUCACCAAGGAUGUAGAGAAGACCGAUGGCACCCUCAUUGUCAAUGCCACGUUCUCCAAGCCUCCCUGGGAUGAAAAAUUCUACCAUAAGAUGGUUGACAAUCAUGGUUUCAUGGUGACCCACUCCUACACGGUUGGAGUGCUCAUGAUGCACUGCACAGGCUUCUACAACUACUAUGAUGAUAAGACAGAAAAACUCCAGAUGGUUGAGAUGCCCCUGGCCUAUAAACUCUCAAGCUUCAUCAUCAUUAUGUCCCACCAUGUGGAGCCCCUGGAAAGGCUGGAAAAACUCCUGACCAAGGAGCAGCUCAAGAUCUGGAUGGACAAGAUAAAGAAGAGAGCUGUGGCCAUCUCCCUGCCCAAGGGAGUCAUGGAGGUGACCCAUGACCUCCAGAAACAUCUGGCUGACCUGGGCCUGAUAGAGACCAUUGACAAGAACAAGGCAGACCUGUCUAGAAUGUCAGGCAAGAAAGACCUGUACCUAGCCAGUGUCUUCCAUGCCACAGCCUUUGAGUGGUACAUGGACAGCAAUCCCUUUGACCAGGACAUAUAAGGGCGGGAGGAGCUGCAGAGCCCCAAGCUCUUCUACACUGACUACCUCUUCAUCUUCCUGGUCAAGGAUUCCCAGAGCAGCUCCCUGAUCUUCAUUGGCCUCCUGGUCCAGCCCAAGGGUGACAAGAUGUGUAAUGGGGGGAGGGGUUGGAUGGGGGGGGGAGAACUCAAUGGGCGCUAUUUUGGCCAGCUGGGGCUGGGUUAG